GGAGGCGCGGGACGUUCGGCGGGAGGUGCGCGCAGGGGCGGAGUGCGGGCGGAAGUUGGCGUCUGCGGAAAGGAGAAAAGAAAAGGAGACGCGGCUGGGUGCGGCGCGACAAGGUCUGGAGCCGGCGGGAGGGCGCCGCCUCCUCCCCCUCCCUCUCUGUGAGGAUGGAAGUGACGAAAGCAGCCGAGGAGGUCACUUCCUGCUGGGGUGGAUGAGGAGGAGCCGGAGACGCCGCGGAGGAGACCGGACCCAAGACGGACCGUACCGGGGAGAGCAGGAGGGCGAAAAUGAAAGCAGGCUGUAGCAUCGUGGAAAAGCCAGAAGGAGGUGGAGGGUAUCAGUUUCCUGACUGGGCUUACAAAACAGAGUCAUCCCCAGGCUCCCGGCAGAUCCAGCUGUGGCACUUCAUCCUGGAGCUGCUGCAGAAGGAAGAGUUCCGCCAUGUCAUUGCCUGGCAGCAGGGAGAGUACGGGGAGUUUGUCAUCAAGGAUCCAGAUGAGGUGGCCCGCCUCUGGGGCCGCAGGAAAUGCAAACCACAGAUGAAUUAUGACAAGCUGAGCCGGGCCCUCAGAUACUAUUACAACAAGAGGAUCCUUCAUAAAACAAAAGGGAAACGAUUUACUUAUAAAUUUAACUUCAAUAAGCUGGUGAUGCCCAACUACCCAUUCAUCAACAUUCGGUCAAGUGGUGUGGUUCCUCAGAGUGCACCACCAGUGCCAACAGCCUCUUCCCGGUUCCAUUUCCCACCUUUGGAUGCCCAUUCUCCACCUGGUGAUGUGCAGCCAGGGAGGUUCUCUGCUAGCUCCCUGAGUGCUUCUGCCCAGGAGUCAAAUAAUGGCACUGAUAGAAAGGUGGAGCUUUCAGAGCUGGAGGAUGGCUCAGCUGCUGACUGGCGCCGGGGCGUGGAUCUCGUGUCCUCCCGGAAUGCUGUCAGUGGAGGCGGGAUUGGCCACCAGAAACGCAAGCCUGACAUAAUGCUUCCUCUGUUCACUAGGCCAGGGAUGUACCCUGACCCCCACAGCCCCUUCGCUGUCUCUCCAAUCCCUAGCCGUGGAGGUGUCCUAAAUGUCCCCAUUUCACCAGCCCUCUCCCUGACUCCCACCAUCUUCUCCUAUAGCCCCUCACCAGGCCUGAGCCCCUUCACCAGCAGCAGUUGCUUCUCCUUCAACCCAGAGGAAAUGAAACACUACCUUCAUUCUCAGGCCUGUUCUGUGUUCAACUAUCAUCUGAGUCCUCGGACUUUUCCCCGGUACCCAGGGCUCAUGGUUCCACCACUGCAAUGCCAAAUGCAUCCUGAAGAGCCUACUCAGUUUUCUAUCAAGCUGCAGCCCCCACCCAUUGGACGGAAGAACCGGGAGAGAAUGGAGAGUAGUGAGGAGUCCACACCUGUUCCUGCACCCACCUUGGCUUCUAUUACUCCACAAAUUAAGGUGGAGCCCACCUCUGAGAAGGAUCCCGAGAGCCUCAAGCAGUUGGUCCGAGAGGAGGAGGAGCACUGUCAAGAAGAGGGCACUGUGCCAAGCAGGACCAUGGAAGAAGAGAAAGGCACCAUCUUUGCCCGCCCCACUGCCCCACCCACCUGGCCCUCUAUACCCAUUAGCACCCCAAGUGAAGAACCCCUAGAGGUGACUGAAGACAGUGAGGACAGGUCUGGCAAAGAGCCCAGUGCACCUGAGAAGAAAGAAGAUGCCCUGAUGCCCCCAAAACUUCGGUUGAAGCGGCGCUGGAAUGAUGACCCUGAAGCCCGGGAGCUUAGUAAGACUGGCAAGUUCCUCUGGAAUGGGGCAGGACCCCGGGGCCUCGCAGCAGCCGCCGAUGCUUAGAACUGCAAGUGCUAUGGGAGCUGUUUAUAUUAUAAUCAAAUACAUACAUGUAUUUAUGUAGCAAGAUUUUGGGGGGAGGGGGGAGGGAGUUAGACUGGUUUGAUCAUUCUGGGGCAUAGACUUGUACUUUUCUGUUGGGGAUGGGAUGGGUAUCUUCUGUUGUAAAUUAGGUGGGAUGUAAACACACUUUUUUUCCUGGUGAGUAAGACACAGGGAGAGUAUUGAACUGAAAGGGGAAGGAGCCUGUUUCCCAUUUGAGGCUCACACUUCCUGACAAGGAAACUCCUAAAGGGACCAGGUACUUUCUGGUCCCAUGACAGUUCAGGUUCCAGAGGUCUUUCUUUUCUAUUGUAUUUAUAUGUGGAAAGCCAUUAAUGAGUUUAUUUUGCUCUGAGAGAUACAUAAAAGGGAAUAGAUUGUGGCUGGGAGGUUCAGCAGUGGGAGACCAUUAGUACUAAAUAUUUUGCCUGAAAUAUUUCUUUUAAUUAUUUCAGGGAAAGAAAAGAUAAUCUCAGUCUUACUGGGGUGGGUAUGUUCAGAUGUUCUUUUUCUUCUGUCCUUUUUUCUGUUAUUCUCUGGCAUUUUUUUUUCCUUUUCUUUUUAAAAAAAUGUUUUCAGAACACAUGAGCAUACUGCCAGUUACAGUAGGGCUGGGAGGGUGCAGGAGCUGGCCCCUCUCAGAUGCAGGGUUGAGGCAGGAAGCAAGUCCAGCUGCAAGCUCCUUGGACUUUUCACCUAUUUCACCUACUAAGAAGCCAUGAGGAGUUAUAAACUCUUGUUCAGGGAAGAAAGAAGAGGGCAGGAGGAAGUAACCCAAUGCCUUUAAAAACAAAACAAAUGAAACAACAAACUUCAUUUUUUCUUUUUUCCAUUGUGGGUUUGGAAAGCCAAACCAAAGUGUGACUGUGAGCAAGUUCACUGAGAGGCAUGACAGCAUUGUUGAAAAUGUCUUUCCAUUGUGUCUGGUUCUCUUUAUCAUUUUCUUAAGUCGAGCCUUAACUAUGAACCAUACUUUAAGAUGAUACGGGUCUGUCAACAUAAACCUGUAAAGGGCAUGGACACUUCAGAUAACCCAGGAAUGUUGAGACAUGGUUAAACUUCUAGCUGAUUGUCAUUCCCUCUUGAUGUUGUUGGGGUGGGUAGCAAAAAGGCAGGAUUGUGGGAGUUAAGGACAGAUGAUACCUGGAAACACAGAAGGUAGCUGGGUGAACACGUGGAUGUUUGUUGAAACUGAAGGAAGUAGUAGAAAGAAGACAAAGAAGGCAACUAGAUGCCAAAAGGCCUGGUAUGAGGGAAAGAGUUGAUAUCUGUCCUGUUGUGGUGUUGCCAUUCUUGCCAUCCCCAUUUGCCCAGAUUGUUCUGAAUCCCCUGAUCAGUUAACUGUCCUGCAUGAGACUCCCAUUUAUAGAUAGCAAUUAUUUCUUUGUGGGAAAUUCCCUUUUAGCAACUUCAAAGGAAUGGGAAGGGAUUGAUCUUAUGUGACGCAAAACACUAGAACUAGGGACAGAGAAAAAGCAGCAGCAGCCAAUAUCUUCUGUGUAUGUGUGCAUAUGUACCUAUGUAGGUUAACUCCUGGCUAUGGCUCAGAUCCACCUAGCAACAGGGCAACAGGAAGAAGAAAUAACUACAUCUGUUGAGGGCCAGGGUGGCAUGGGGGGUAGUGUCCAGGAGUUGGAGAUUCCUGACUCUAUACUAAAUAACAUUUGAGGGUUGUCUUUAGUUGUAGGGGUAUUUUUUCUUUUUUUAAACUGGAGUACAUGCACCAGAGAGGGCUCAGGAAAGGUUAGAGCAGGUGAGAGAGACAAUAGAUGCCCUGGGAUGACUUGAGUCCAUCAUGCUGUUUCUUGACAAGUUCUUUUCUUGCUUGAUCCAAAUUCCAUGAGUGACUCAUCUUUCCCCAGGAAAGGGACUUAGCGAGAGGUCCCUAAUGACUCAGGCUUUCAUCAUGCUGCCUUUGUGGUCGCGUUUUUGUCAGAUUUCCUUCUCUGCACCUUGACUUACCUCUGAAUCAGAAAGCAAGCCCAGCAGGUGGAAGAAGGCUCUCUGCUUGGCAUUGCCUGAUCUAAUAACCAGGGAGGCCAGCUGGCCACCCAUUGUCUGCUAGAGGGGAGGGCCGGCAGGUGUCGGUAUGAACUCAGGAAUAGAAACAUGGGGCCUUCACAUAAGAGGGAGACAAAUCCAUAAUGCAUACCUGUAACCCCUAUAACCCAAGUGCCAGAAUUAAUUCCUAGAUGCUGCUUCUGUUUGAACAAAAAGUCACUGCUUUUACACUUGAAAACACACGCGAAAAAAUGUUCAACUCCAUGAAAAAUGUUUUUGGCUUUAAGAAAUCGUUUGGUGUUUUAAUUGUUUCCUUUGAUUGCCAUUCCACCAGUAAUUGUUGAUUUGCA
Castor canadensis (American beaver) is the source of this 4213-nucleotide messenger RNA. RefSeq names its product ETS variant transcription factor 3 (gene Etv3). Gene Ontology annotation, cellular component: nucleus. NCBI's taxonomy places the organism in Eukaryota, Metazoa, Chordata, Mammalia, Rodentia, Castoridae. Gene Ontology annotation, biological process: regulation of transcription by RNA polymerase II; cell differentiation. The record is from RefSeq and is a predicted model, not a curated record. Gene Ontology annotation, molecular function: sequence-specific DNA binding; DNA-binding transcription factor activity, RNA polymerase II-specific.